AUGGCUCAUAUCGAAUUAUCUUCAAAUUAUCAAACAAAAUUAAUGCCUUCAUUUUCAAAUCUUUCUCAACAACAAGUAGAAUCAUUACUUGGAUUUAAAUUUCAUGAAUUUUAUAAUAAUCAAAUGCCAAUCGAAGAAUUUAUUACAAGAACAGCACCAAAAAAACUCAAGGAAAAAAUAUUUGAUCGAUUUAUUGAUUGUAUUUUAUCAGAAGGAUAUCCAGAAGCAACAAUAUCUUCAAAUAAUGAAUUGGUUAUAAUAGACAACGUCGGAAUUAUUUUACAGGUCAUUGUUUCUUAUUUUAAACGUAAUGAUUUAAUGUUAUUACGAAAGCAACAAAUACCUAGUAAGAACAAACAAUUUGAUAAAAACAUGGAAUUUGUUAUAGUUCAAACAACAAACAAUGUUGAAAACAAUCGUUAUUUACUCGUCGUCGAACCUAAAUCUGGUUCAUUGGAAAAAAGACUUAUUCAGUUGUUAUGGAUAUUGAAAUCUACAUGGGAUAUAAAUAAUGACAACAAGAUAGUGUAUGGAUUCUUAACAACAGGAAUCAAUUGGCAAUUAAUAAUCUAUGAUGGUAAAUCAUGGAAAUUUUCAAAACCAUCUAGUGUUUUAUUUGAAAAUAUGGAAGAACAAGAAGAUCAAUGGUUACAAAAGAAUACACAAAUAUUAGAUGUUAUUUAUAGCAUCUUAUCAUCAAUAUGA
Molecule: messenger RNA, 705 nt
Organism: Rotaria sp. Silwood1
Lineage: Eukaryota; Metazoa; Rotifera; Eurotatoria; Philodinida; Philodinidae
Source: the annotation of a GenBank genome assembly